Messenger RNA from Rhizopus microsporus ATCC 52813, 267 nucleotides. RefSeq lists its product as uncharacterized. The record is from RefSeq and is a predicted model, not a curated record. Bases 1 to 267 code for a protein of 88 amino acids. Lineage: Eukaryota; Fungi; Mucoromycota; Mucoromycetes; Mucorales; Rhizopodaceae. The transcript has 2 exons.
AUGCCUUCAAAAGUUAUUCUUAGCGGUAACCGUAACAAGUACUAUGUCAUCUGUAAGGAUGGUAUGGUUGACAAAUGGAAGCAAAAUAAAUCCAUGUCUAUUGAUGAUGUCGUCUGUGAUAAAAAGAUCUAUGCUUCAAGUGGUGCUGACCCUCAAGAUUAUGAAGCUAGUUAUGAUAAUCCUGAUUUCAGAGAAACGUUUGGCUCUGUUCAGUUCGAAGACGCCGCUUGCAAGAUCCUCGAAAAGGGUCAACAAACUUCUUGUUAA